AUGCGUUUCGGCAAGACGCUGAAGAAAUCGAUAUACCCUCCGUGGGAGGGGAAAUACAUUGACUACCAGAAGCUCAAGCGUCUCUUGCGGGAACCAGAUGUCACCGGUGAAGAUCCCAGCGACAGUGAAAGCCAGCCCUGGACAGAGCAGGACGAGGAGGCGUUCGUGCAGGAGCUGAUCAAUGUUCAGCUGGAUAAGGUCAAUGCCUUUCAGGUCGACACUUCACGCCAACUGCGGGAGCGUACCUCUGCCUGCGAGGCCAAAUUGGCCCCGUUGGUCCCGAAGGAAGGUAGCGAGCAACCGGAAGUGGUCGACGAGGAAGAACGACGAACCAUUGCCAGUGAAGUGCUCCAGGAGCUAGACAAUAUCACCAAGGAGGUCAGCGAGCUCGAAAAGUAUAGCCGGAUCAACUUCACUGGUUUCCUCAAGGCCGCUAAGAAGCAUGAUCGCAAACGUGGUGCGCGGUAUCGGGUCCGGCCCCUGCUUCAAGUGCGGCUGUCUCAGCUGCCCUUCAACUCGGAAGACUACUCUCCUCUUUUGAACCGAUUGUCGGCCAUGUAUACGUUUACACGCCAGAUCCUUAGCCCGGGUCCGGCAGACGUCAAGGAAGGGGUCAGUGGUGAGCCUCGCGUCGGUCAUGAAUCAUAUGUGUCAUACAAGUUUUGGGUGCAUGCGGAUAAUGUCUUGGAGGUCAAGACCUACAUUCUACGGCGGCUUCCGGUCCUGCUCUACAACCCGACAGGUUCCAAAGAACUGGAUGUAUCCCAGCCCGAUCCUACCAUCACGUCAGUGUACUUUGACAACCCUCAAUUUGACCUGUAUAACCAGAAGGUCGCUCGGGCCCCUGAAGCGGGAUCAUUGAGACUCCGCUGGACUGGCCAGUUGAAAGACAAGCCGGCCAUCUUCCUGGAGAAGAAAGUCGUCACGGACGAUGACCACAGUCGGGAAGUCCGGGUGCAAUUGAAGGAGAAGCAUGUCCAGGAGUUUUUGAAAGGGGAGUACAAGUUUGAGAAGCAGGUCCACCGACUGGAGGACCAGGCGCAAGGGGAGUCGGAGCAGGCCAAGUCCCUGAAGAAAAAUGUGGAAGAGCUGCAAUCUUUUAUCAAAGAAUACGAUCUGCAGCCGAUACUCCGGGCCAACUACAGCCGAACGGCGUUCCAAAUCCCUGGGGAUGACCGAAUCCGAAUUUCGCUCGACACCAACCUCGCCCUAAUUCGAGAGGAUGCGCUGGACGUGGAACGGCCAUGCCGCGAUCCCUCUGACUGGCAUCGCCGGGAUAUAGACGACGUUGGCAUGGAAUAUCCAUUCAGUUCCAUCAACAAGGGAGAAAUCGUUCGUUUCCCCCAUGCUCUGCUGGAGAUCAAGUUAAGACAUGGAGCACGCAAUGUGGAGUGGUUGAGAGACCUCAUGGUGUCCCAUCUUGUGAAAGAAGCGCCGAGAUUUUCGAAGUUUGUGCACGGUGUUGCCCAGCUCUUUGAGGACAACAUCAACACGUUCCCGUUCUGGUUGGGUGAACUGGAGAAUGACAUCCGCCGCGACCCCGAAACCGCUUUUCAAGAAGAGCAGGAGCGGUUGGCGAAGCAGGCGGAGGAGCAGAUGAUGGUUGGCAGCUUCUUAGGAGGAUCUCGGCCGAGCCCUCGACAAACCAUGGUGGGAUCACCGAUUUUGCCGCUGCGAAGCGGCGGUUCUCCAGCACUGUCAGCGGCAGCCGGUCCCUCGACAGUGGCACCGGCCGCGAGGGAGCAUCCAGCUCACGCUGAACGAGAGUCUCGGGAACACGCUCCUGAGGCCGAGGCAGCCGCCAGCACGUCUGGGGGGUCUCGUUUCGGCGGAUUGAUCCCGUCGUUUUCGAUGUCCCGCUAUGCUCGCGCUCACCGACAGCGGGUCGAACUGCCGCCCGGGGUGAAGCCUCCCAGCGUGUGGAUCAAAGACGCAGGGCCGGUGCGGGUGGAAUCCAAGGUGUGGCUGGCCAACCAGCGCACGUUUAUCAAGUGGCAGCAUGUCAGCAUCUUGCUCGCGUCUCUGUCGUUGGCCCUUUACAAUGCGGCAGGGGUUGAGAACAAUAUCUCCCAGUCGCUGGCCAUUGUCUAUACAGGAUUCGCAGUGUUCGCGUCAGUGUGGGGUUGGUACAUGUACGAGACUCGGUCGCGACUGAUCCGGCAGCGGAGCGGGAAGGAUCUCGACAAUCUGUUCGGACCGAUCGUGGUGUGCGUGGGGCUGGCGGCGGCGCUCGUUCUGAACUUUGGCUUCAAGUACCAAGCGGCACUCCGCGAAGCACGUGGAGAUGAUAACGUUCCUGCAUCAUCACCGGCAUAUUCGAACGCGUCGGAAGAAUCAGUGUGGGGGCUGAUCAAGCAGGGUGCGCAGUAG
Messenger RNA from Rasamsonia emersonii CBS 393.64, 2370 nucleotides. Its product is annotated as SPX domain protein. Lineage: Eukaryota; Fungi; Ascomycota; Eurotiomycetes; Eurotiales; Trichocomaceae. Gene Ontology annotation, cellular component: vacuolar transporter chaperone complex; fungal-type vacuole membrane. Bases 1 to 2370 code for a protein of 789 amino acids. The transcript has 2 exons. The record is from RefSeq and is a predicted model, not a curated record.